AGCCCCUUUUCCACCGAAGCAUUUUGAGAGCCGGUUCGGAGCCGGUGCCUACUCGCGAACCAGUUCUUUGUGUUUCGACAGCCAAAGAACCAGUUCUCGGCCAGGGGAACUGGUUCCAAAGCGGCACCAACUCUUUGCUGGACUAGAACCGUUCUUUUACCACGUCAUGCUUACGUCGGGGGCUGGGGGCGGGGUUAUUGUGACCAACAACACAACGGGAUGGGAAAGGUUGUGACCGCCAUUGCUAAAAACACAGCGCUAGUAAAGAUAGUAACAACGAUUGAAGAAUGGAUUCUAAAGCGAAACAGUGGUCGGUGGAGGAGACAAACUGUUUGUUAGCGAUAUGGUCUUCGGCAGAGGUACAGCAAAAAAUAGAAGGUGCUUCGAGAACAAAACAUGUGUUCGAGGAGAUCCAGAGGGAGAUGGCUGCAGCAGGAUUUAACAGAACCAUAGAGCAGAUCAAUAACAAGUUAAAAAAACUAAAAAAGGAUUACAGGGACCAAAAGAAGGAAUUGGGCCGAAGUGGUAAUGGACGGCCACGCAGUAGAAAUACCCAUUUUGAGGUUUUGGACUCGGUCCUCGGCGACAGACCGGCGUGCCAGGUCACCGGCGCAUUAAAUUCAACAACUGUUAUGCUAGAGUCUAUGGUGGUGGAUGAGACGCUGCUGCAGGGUAUUGCCAACAACGUUACUGAUUCUGAGUUGUUGGCCAUUGAUGAUUGUGAACCUGACCGGGAGCUACCGCUACCACUCCACUGCAGCUCACCAGUACCGUCUUGCAGCUCAGCAGCUGAAACCUCCUCAUCUUCCUCUUCCAGUCGGUCAACCAGAAAGGGCAAAAGGAAACGAGACAUGAAUGGGGAGCUGCUGGAAUAUUUUGAGAGGUCUGAUGAAAGGUUCCUGCAGCACUGCAAGGACAUGAAUGAUACCUUGCUGAGGAAAUUGGAUGCAGACUCAAGUGCAAUGCUUGGACUAAUGGAGCGUAUGGUCACAGUGAUGGAGAGGCAACCCCACUGAAUCAGAAAGAAACAAUCUUGCACACUUUGCACUGCACACACUUUAAUAUUUUGUGAUUUUUUUGUACUUGUUUUUAAAUAAACGUUUUAUAAAGAAACAUGUCUGCUGUGGUAUG
Messenger RNA from Rhinichthys klamathensis goyatoka, 1131 nucleotides. RefSeq lists its product as uncharacterized. The transcript is spliced from 3 exons. Lineage: Eukaryota; Metazoa; Chordata; Actinopteri; Cypriniformes; Leuciscidae. The record is from RefSeq and is a predicted model, not a curated record. The coding region runs from base 288 to 1016 and encodes 242 amino acids.